This is a messenger RNA of Anolis sagrei ordinatus, 3433 nucleotides long. NCBI's taxonomy places the organism in Eukaryota, Metazoa, Chordata, Lepidosauria, Squamata, Anolidae. The record is from RefSeq and is a predicted model, not a curated record.
CCACCGCCGCGCGUAACGCCAGAACUCCCAUCGCGCCCUGCCUGUGCCUACUAACGGGAGAAGAACAGCCGGCGGGGAGAUGUUUAACCCCUUGUUUGCCGCAGACGAUGGCCUGAAGAGAAGGGGGCGGGGACUCCCCUGAGGCCCCGCCCUCUUCCUACUCGGCUCAGCUCGAGAAGGGGGCGGGGACUCCCUUGAGGUAGGCCCCGCCUUCUUCAGGCUCGGCUCGCUCUCUGGCUUCGAGCGCUCAUCCGCGGCCGGGCGCAUGCGCGCCAGGUCCGUCCGCGAUGGAGUCCCUCCUGGGGCAGGUGCCGCUGCGCUUCUCCCGGGUGCCCAUGUUCCCCUUCUUCGACCUGGCACACUAUGCCGCCUCCGUCAUGUCGCUGAAGGAGCAGCGCGGUAUCUUCUAUUUUACUGUCCACACGAUCUAGCCUACCGCUGUGUCUCUUUUCCACCUAUACGACUGAUGGUUGCAGGGAUGAAGGAAGUGACCAGGACGUGGAAAAUAACAGGCGGAGUUGCACAUGCGCAUAGCCAUUACAAGAACGCCUGGAUUGUCAUGAUAGUCAUUGGCUGGGCCAGAGGAGCUGGUGGCGGCCUAAUAUCCAACUUUGAACAGCUGGUUAGAGGUGUGUGGAAGCCUGAAACUAAUGAACUGCUGAAGAUGUCCUACCCUGUGAAAAUCAGCUUGGUGGGAGCUGUAUUCUUCACGAUGCAGCAAAUCCAUUUCCUUCCAGUAGAAAAGCACGACCUUAUGUUCUAUUAUACCAUAUUCUUGGUGGGCAUGAAGAUCACUAUGAUGCUGACAGAUCAUCCUCCUUCACCAUUUGCUCCAUUUGAGAACUUAUUGGGUCCCCUCUUCUUCGGUUGGCGGCCUCCUCCUUCAAGAGCGAGAGGUGAGGCCAGGGUACCUCAAAAUGGCAUCUCCUCGGCCUGGAGCUGCACUACGGGUGGAGAAACCGAUGAGAGUUCAAAGACGAAGCACUCAAAGAAAUCUGACUGAGACCAUUGAAAAGGGAGGCUAAAUGAAGGUGGCAAACCCAGCGUCUCGUCUGUGCUCCCAAAUAUUUAAUAUUUUGUUUUCCUCAGUGAUGUGAAACAAUUGUGUUUAAGGAGAUUUGUUUAGCAUGAGGCUAACUAUGAUAGCGUUUGAGCUCAGGCCAUGGUAAGCAUAUCCUGCGCAUGUUCCAGUCCCAGUGGCGCUCUUGCGAGCAACACUGUCUGUGAACUUGUUUUGCAGUUUAUGUGCACCACCAAACUACUGCCAUGUGGCUACUUCUAGCCUCUAAAAUGUGCUUUUUUUGUAAACUAGAAUCCCUAUUUGGACAAGAUGCAUCAUGUCAAGACUACUUUUUUCUAGUGUAAAUGAUAAAAUAAGAGUUUAUAUUGUGAUGAGAAAUUUGUACAAUAGUUUUAUAUGUUUUCUGUGUAAGAAAAUAAAAUGUUUUAAAACAAACCCCUUUGCAAAAUAUUGCCUGGCACGAGCCAUAGCCAGACUUGAUGAUUCUUGUUGGUUGUAACUUAUUUGGGAGAUGAUCCAGUCAGAUAUAGGUGUUUUUAAAAUUGAUAUAAUUUUAAGCAUUUUGUGGUCACAAAUCCUACUUUUCACAUUGGCUGAAUUGUACUGUGAUGUUUCUGUUCUUUAUAUCUUAACAUAUAUAUCUUUCAUCUAACUGAGCAAUGUGAAUUUUUGUGAUAUUCUGUGACUGAAAGGAACAAUUAAUAUGUACUAUCAGAUAUAAGAAGCCAGUUUAAUCUUCUCACACAGCUUCUUCUUGAUACACUGCUACUGAAUUGUUUUGGAGGCACAAUUUUUGUAACUGUUUUCACACUUGACUAGAGUGACAAGGUAUCUCAUGCAUAGUUUUUUCACACAAACCUUUUAUAUUAGAUUUUCGAAUUUUUCUACGUACAUCCACUUGGAAGCUAAAAUACUUGUAAAUGCGAGCUUCACCCAUCUUCGUUGGGUUUUGUAAAUGGAGAAACAAAAUUAGUUGAAACGAAAGUUCAUAUAGGUUAAUCUUUUGAGUAUGUGUCCCCCCCCCCUCUCUACUUGUGUAUCUGUAAUGUAGACUUGACGCAGUUUUGACACCAGUUGAACUGCCACGGCUUAAUAGGAUCCUGGAAGUUGAUAGCAUUGAGCCAUGGUGGUAAAAGUGACGCAAAACUGCAUUUUCUGCAGUGUAGAUACACCCAUAGUCCCAUUUCUAAAACAGACAGGGAUUUUCAGUAGAGUUGUCCAAAACAGUUUUUAAAAUUACUAAAAAUUGUAUUCUAGAAAGGCUUCCCUUUGUAUUUUGCCCCAAAUACUAGGUAUUUCUAGGGUCUGUGGCAGAACUUGCAAAAUGUUAAUUUGAUAGACUGCACUUCCCAUUAUUUGCUUGUCAGAAUGAUCAAUAGGUAUGUUUACUGUGAAAUAGUGAGAAGUAUUUUCCCCCGCCCCAAAUUCUAAGCCAAUGUUAUUUAACUAGCUGUAGACAAGACUCACACAGCUUGUGUUGCUCUCUCUAGCUCUGGUUCUCAACCUGUGGGUCCCCAGGCGUUUUGGCCUACAACUCCCAGAAAUCCCAGCCAGUUUACCAACUGUUAGGAUUUCUGGGAGUUGAAGGCCAAAACAUCUGGUGACCCACAGAUUGGGAACCACUUCUAGCUGAACAUAGCACUUUGGAUUGGUAUGAGCUGCUAGGCAGCAGCUUGAUAAACCACUUGUUUAACAACCUACACGCUAAAAUAGUGUAUAGGUUGUUAUUAUUGCUGAAAAAUACAUUAGAAAGACACCAAUUGCAAGGGGAUUUCCUUUCUUCCUCUUUGGUUCAUGGUCAGUGCUUAGCUUAGUAGAGUUGUGCAAUGCUGCUUAGAAUUUUUUCUGUUCUUUGGAUAUGCAUUUCAGGAAAUAAAUAGUGACUUUAUAAGUACACUAUAGUUUGGUCAUUAAUAAUGGGGGCUUUUUAAAAAAAUCUUUGAUACAUAGUUUUUGGCCUUAUGAUGUUGGGGCUCAUCACUAAUUCAAUGGGUCUGUUCCAGGAGCUUAUAACUGCAGUAUACAAAGAAAUAUAUUAUGGUCCGAAUGUGUCUAUGUAGCAUUGUGCUGAACUUUGGUAGUUUGAGAGUGGAAAGAAACGUGAGCCAAUCACCAGCAAACAAUGUGCUUCCAACUUCUGUGAUUUCUCUGUGUGCACAAAUAAAGUCACUGAUGUCUUUGUGUGACUUGGCCGAACAAUGCGUUUUGGUACUAUAUAUAUUUUUGUACUGCAUUUGGUGCUCUUGUCCACAAUUUCACAGUAAUUGCACUGUAGUCUUUUUAGCACAAAUGGGUGUGAAAGUGUAUUUAAAAUUACUGUUAAAGAUAUUUACUGUUGUUAGGCAGAAAAUGGUCUGUUUUCUGUUUGGAUGGACUGCGUUUUAAAAUCUGAUAUUAAAAAAGUAGAACCAG